Molecule: messenger RNA, 1941 nt
Organism: Xiphias gladius (swordfish)
Lineage: Eukaryota; Metazoa; Chordata; Actinopteri; Istiophoriformes; Xiphiidae
Product: homeobox protein Hox-C6a
Exons: 2
Coding region: 507-1214 (235 amino acids)
Biological process (GO): regulation of transcription by RNA polymerase II; anterior/posterior pattern specification
Cellular component (GO): nucleus
Molecular function (GO): DNA-binding transcription factor activity, RNA polymerase II-specific; RNA polymerase II cis-regulatory region sequence-specific DNA binding
Source: RefSeq, a predicted model, not a curated record
UUGAAUAUGAUCGCUACACUGAAUGACAUUGGCCAGAGUUUGCACCAGACUUCCUCCUUAAGCGCCACACGUCUCGGACUUCCAGUCCGAGAUUUCUCGGACCGCCAAGCUGUGUGGUGUGCCACUCCAACUCUACGUUGUGUUUAUCGGCGUUUAGCGCUAAUGUUCAUGCUCUGAGCUAAAAGCUACAGUUUCUCCUCAACUCCUGCCUCUCAAUUGGUGGAGAACGGUCAGCUGACGUUGUCAUAUUGUCUCUCUCCGAGCCAAGCCUCGGCUAUAACACUCGGGUUUGUGCGUCUUAACCGGAGAUUGGAAAUUAAUAAUAUUGAAUCCUCAAAGUAGCCCACGUCCAGUUAGAGAGGCAGAAAGUCGAGGAAAAAAAAAGAAGACCCUGGAGAAAGGUGUGGUUGGUUGACACAGACGGGAGGGAGAUUUACUGAGAAGGAGAUUGAAAAGAGACCGAUAAAGAAGUGGGGAGAGUUGGAGAGAGAGGUUACAAGCAAGGCAUGAAUUCUUAUUUCGCAAACCCGUCGCUCUCCUGCCAUUUAUCCGGUGGUCAAGAUGUUUUGCCUAACGUGCCCCUAAACUCCACCACCUAUGACACAGUCAGACAUUUUUCGUCGUACGGUGCUGCCGUGACCCAGAAUCGGAUAUAUUCACCUUUCUACUCUCCUCAAGAUAAUGUCGUUUUUGGGUCUGGCAGGGCACAGUAUGAGUACGGAUCAAACGUGUUUCUUCAGGACAAGGACGUGCUCCCCAGCUGCAGGCAAACAAACAUGGGACUCAAUACACAAAGCCACAUUGCUCAAGAGUACAGUUUGGAUCAAGGAAGAGCAGGAGCGCAGGAGCAGAAAAGCAACAUCCCGAUCUACCCGUGGAUGCAGCGAAUGAACUCACACAGCGCAGGAGUGGGCUACGGGACAGACAGGCGCAGAGGACGUCAGAUAUACUCUCGUUACCAAACACUCGAGCUGGAGAAGGAGUUUCAUUUCAACCGCUACCUGACCAGGCGCAGACGCAUCGAGAUCGCAAACGCGCUUUGUUUGACAGAGCGGCAGAUCAAAAUCUGGUUUCAGAACCGACGCAUGAAAUGGAAGAAGGAGAGCAACCUGACCUCCACGGUGACUGGAAGUGAACAGACAGGAGCCUCUCAGGAGGAGGAACGCAGUGGCGCAAUGGAAGAAGGGAAGGAGGAGGACAAGAAAAAAGAAUAGUUGAAAAAGAAGUGGGGGAAAAAUAAACACCUGACGCUGACGACCAUUCAAAACCCAACAUAACUACCUAAAAAAAAUCUAUAUGGACUUGAAAGCGACCUCACUGCAUGAUGGCAACCCGCAGCUCUCCCUCUUCCAUUUCAUGUUGACCACAGGAGACUGUUGAGCCUUAGAAAUCCAAAUCAUUUCAGCCACAGUAUGGCCCCUGUGACAUUUGGAGCGCUGAGGGGUUUUUUGGGGUUUUUUUUAUUUUAUUUUAUUUUUUAUUUCAAUGUCACACUUGUAUUGUGAAAAAUAAAAAGAAGUAUUAAUUUCUGUGUGAUUACCCAUGCCAGUAAAAAUCCGUGUAUCUAUCCCCAACGCCCCAUCCAUCACUGUGAACUCUUUGAUCACCUCGCAAAAUAAAUACAGUGUUGGUCACAGACAUAACUCAGUAUUGUACAUGCACAUUCCACGAAGGGAAAGGACGGGGCGGACACUCGAUUUCAUCACAGUAUAAUCUAGUACUUGAAUCCUCCGCAAAAAAAGGGUCCUGGCUAAACCUGAAAGUUGCACGGACAGUCAACAAUCCACACACACACACCCACACACACACACACACACACACACAACUGAAAUGCUUGUAUAUAAUCCAAGUAACAGUAUAUUAUGUAAAUCCUGUGAGGACUUAUGUGCAUUUAGCUGCUUUGAUAGACGCCGCAUAACAUAAAAUUGCGCUUAGUCCCCC